CUAACAAUAUUCUCUCACAAGAGCACAAGGAUCACUUCUUUACUACUUGUAACAACCUUUUUUUUUUAAAUUCCUUUUUAAUAAAUUCAUCCAGGAUGGGAACAUGCUGCUUCUAUUUACAUCUGGUUGGAGUCUACAGAUGCACCUGUUGAUUGAAGAAAACUCUCCGUGUUAAAAAAUGAACAAAGUUGCUGCCAUGAAGUCUGGUACUCUGCUACAUUUAAAGGACGGCAAGGGAGCUGUGGAGAGGAACAGACUGAGUUGUGUAGAUUUACCUCAGAGCAGUUUGACAGACGGAGAGAGAACAGAUCUGCUGCGAUGCAACAACACCUCUGAAAACAGCUCCACGAUCAAUUACAGAAGAUUUGGGUCUCGCCUGGGUGGGGUUAAAGUCCGCCACAAGAGGCAAGUGCUGCAGGACAUGGCCCGACCCCUGAAACAUUGGCUGUACAAACACCGGGACAACCCCUACCCCACCAAGACGGAGAAGGUGCUGCUAGCUCUGGGCUCACAUAUGACACUAGUGCAGGUGUCAAACUGGUUUGCAAAUGCACGGCGGAGGCUGAAGAACACAGUGAGACAGCCAGACCUGAGCUGGGCACUAAGGAUCAAACUUUACAAUAAAUACAUCCAAGGAAAUGCUGAGAGACUGAGCGUGUGCAGUGAUGAAACUCACUCAGAUGAUGAAGAUUGUCCCUUAGAAGCUCCCAUCAGACAAUCAGACUUUGGCAGAUCAUCAACCCACAAGAGUGCACUCCAGAAACAGGGCAGCGUCCUCGCUAUGGCGGACUCCGCCAACAGUUACAACAGCGUCUCACCACCAUCCAAGUACAAGAGCAGUUUACUGAACCGAUACCUGAAUGACAGCCUGCGACACAUGAUGGCAGUGAAGUCUGAUGGCGUCACCUCAACCCGCAGGGGGAGGAGCCACUCAGAGUCUUUCAGCUCCAACGAAUGUGACCGAGAUGUCGUUUCCCCGGCAUCAUCAUACGAAACAGAGGCCAACUUUGUCUACCACAUGGACACAAUGGACUAUUCUUCAACUAAAUGUGACAGUGUUCAGCAGCAGGAGAGAGUCCAGCAGAAACGGGUCGAUCAGGACUGGAGGGAGAUCCAUGCCGCUGUCGCUCUGACCAACUUGGCCCGGGGCCAGAGCUGCACAGCAGACCAGGGCUGCGUAACCAUUCCAGGCCCAGACCAAAACUUCACCAGAAAGCCUUUCUCAUUUACAAGGACGACUAUCAUAGACACCAUGUGUGUCACUGGACCCACAACUGCUCUGAGGCAGAGCUGCACCAUGGGGCCUGCUCUCACCAGCCGAAUCAUCCAGAAGUCCUCUCACAUCUCGGAGGUUCAGACUGUUAACGUGGCCCUGCCUAACACUGUGUAGGCAUUUUAUUUGAACAUCUGGUUUUAAAUCUUUUUGUAUAGUUAUACCAGAUGUUAAAGUGCCUUGCAAUUUAUGAACAGCCUCUGGUUGCUUUGUAAAGUUGAUAAACUUUGACACUUUUAAUCCUUUUUACGUUCUAAAAUGGAAAAAGUGACCGUUGAUUUUUUUUCUACACUUUUUGUAAUGUUUGUAAUUUCUCCCUGUUGCCGUCUGUUGCAGUAAGUUAUAUUAACUUCAUGAGACUGGAUGAUCAUCCAAUGCUAAAGUUGACAGCAGCUAUUUUAA
Messenger RNA from Labrus bergylta (ballan wrasse), 1675 nucleotides. Its product is annotated as homeobox protein Mohawk-like. The record is from RefSeq and is a predicted model, not a curated record. Lineage: Eukaryota; Metazoa; Chordata; Actinopteri; Labriformes; Labridae. Gene Ontology annotation, biological process: muscle organ development; cell development; regulation of transcription by RNA polymerase II. Gene Ontology annotation, molecular function: DNA-binding transcription factor activity, RNA polymerase II-specific; RNA polymerase II cis-regulatory region sequence-specific DNA binding. Gene Ontology annotation, cellular component: nucleus.